Molecule: messenger RNA, 1843 nt
Organism: Melanotaenia boesemani (Boeseman's rainbowfish)
Lineage: Eukaryota; Metazoa; Chordata; Actinopteri; Atheriniformes; Melanotaeniidae
Gene: p2ry2.1
Product: purinergic receptor P2Y2, tandem duplicate 1
Exons: 5
Coding region: 265-1314 (349 amino acids)
Biological process (GO): G protein-coupled receptor signaling pathway
Cellular component (GO): plasma membrane
Molecular function (GO): A1 adenosine receptor binding; G protein-coupled UTP receptor activity
Source: RefSeq, a predicted model, not a curated record
ACUGGAAGUCGUGUGCUUUGUGAAACACAGGAUUCUCUUGCAUAAACAACUGCUGAUUGAACUCUUGUAUUAUCUGAGAGAUAAAACAGAACGGAGAUAGUUAAUCCUGUUCAUUUGAUUAUAAAUUUGCUGCUUUAAAAACUCUGUUGGAAUCUAUUUUAACCUCUGUGAAUCCACGCUGACUGCAUCUGCCACUAACUGUGAAGGAACAAACUGCAUCAUUUUUUACAAACACAUUUCAGAUCUACAAAGGGCGUUAUUGCAAUGAAGAUGGCAGCCUAUGGAAUCAACAACACCUAUGACACCAACCAAAGCCACCUCUGUAAUUUCCGUGAAAACUUUAAGUUUAUCCUCCUUCCCGUCAGCUACACCCUGGUCUUCGUGGUCGGUCUGGCGCUGAACGCCACCGCAUUGUAUGUGAUUCUGUUCCGCACAAAGCGGUGGAAUCCCUCCACCAUCUAUAUGUUCAACCUGACAAUGUGUGACACUCUUUACAUCUUCACACUGCCCUUCCUCAUCUUCUACUACGCAGAUGAAAACGACUGGCCCUUCAGUGAACCGUUCUGCAAACUCAUACGCUUCCUGUUUUAUGCCAACUUAUAUGGUUCCAUUUUAUUCUUGUGCUGCAUCAGUCUGCAUCGCUUUGUUGGCAUCUGCUAUCCAGUCCGCUCCCUGAGCUGGGUCAGUGCUCGUCAGGCCAGACUGGUAUCUGUGGCAGUAUGGGCCUGUGUUUUACUCUGCCAGGGUCCUAUCCUCUACUUUUCCAGAACAAGGGACGUGAAAACAGAUGUGAGGACUGAACGGAUCUGCUAUGACACCACCAGUCCAGAGCUUUUUGAUGAGUUCCUGGUGUACAGCUCAGUGGUGUCAGUAUUCAUGUUUGCCUUGCCCUUCGUGGUGGUGAUGGUGUGCUAUGGCCUCAUGGUGCGGAAGCUUCUAGAGCCCGUGUGGUCUGACAGGGGAGCUGAAGGCGGCUUUACACUCCAGCGGUCAAAGCAGAAGUCAGUGAAGAUGAUCAUCAUUGUGCUGGCAGCAUUCAUGCUGUGCUUCCUCCCUUUUCACCUCACCAGAAGUCUGUACUACUCUUUUAGAUACCUGAGGCAGGUUAAUCCAACGCAGAUCAGCUGUAGUUUACUGCAGGCCUCCAGUGUGGCUUACAAGGUAACACGGCCAUUGGCCAGCGCCAACAGCUGUCUGGAUCCCAUCCUUUACUUCCUGGCAGGACAGGGCGCUCGCAGCAGCCUCACCAAGAAGAGCAAACUGUCCUCACCGAAACCAACAAGUGUGAGCCAAUACUUCACAACAAAACUCUGAAGUAUUAGCUGAAGCUCUCCAGUAAAAUUAUUCCUCUUAUACAUAAAUGUGACUUUAUAAAUGUCUUCAGAUGAAUUUUCAUUUUAAGCUGUCUGGAUAAAAACAAGACUUCUGAGAGUUCUGGGAACAACAUUUUAAAAAAUACUUUUUAGGAUAUUUUAAGGAUGGAGAUUUUGACCCUUUUCUUAACUUUAAUUUAAUGUAUUUACACUAAUUGACUACAUGCGUGUUUUUUCAGUGAUUAAACUAGAACACAACUGCAUCAGAUGUUUGUAGGUUGAAAUCUGUGGACUGGGACCUCCGCAUACAGCACUCAACAGCAGUUUGUAGAUAUUUUGCAAAGAUUAACAUACAAACAUAACAUACAAAAAAGAACGCAUAAGGCAAAUUUCACUACUUCUAGCAGUAGGAGAAAACUCAUUAGGCCCUGUGUGUUUUCUACAGGACGGGGACAGUGUUUUAUCCUCUGGACUACAUAUAAGACAGAUUACAGACAUGUCAGUGUACCUGUCAGUUUCAACCCUUUUCA